Dreissena polymorpha is the source of this 921-nucleotide messenger RNA. RefSeq lists its product as uncharacterized. The coding region runs from base 183 to 803 and encodes 206 amino acids. Lineage: Eukaryota; Metazoa; Mollusca; Bivalvia; Myida; Dreissenidae. Gene Ontology annotation, molecular function: calcium ion binding. Gene Ontology annotation, biological process: cell-matrix adhesion. The record is from RefSeq and is a predicted model, not a curated record. Gene Ontology annotation, cellular component: lysosome; extracellular region. The transcript has 6 exons.
UUUCGUAACUCUGUGUUUUUGUAAAUAUUUCAAAAUUACCAUUGAUUCUACCUUUAUCUAACACUCAUUAAAAGUAAUUAAUUAUCGUCAGAGUAAUAACCGUAUGACCUGCAAUCUGGCUAUAUAAGGGAUUUUAAUCGAGCAGCAUUCCAUCGAGACUCAUAUUGCCCUUUCGGACAUACAUGAUGCGUACACUGGUGGUUUUGUCGGUGUUGGUAGUUAUUGCGGCGGCUGCACCAGGGGACCGCUGUUGCUUGAACACCACGUUUUCAUUUGUUUUGCGGGGAACACCAAUUGCUGGAAUGAACACAUCGACGCCGACGAUUCAAUCGCAAACUCAGUUGUUUGACUACGACUAUGACAGAAUGAUUCAACGAGUCGUCGUGAACGGAAGUAGCAUCUUCCCGCCAUCAUCAUUCGGUUACUCAGUGGUGAUUUACAACGACUUCAAACACUCAAAGGCAUAUAAUGUACAAAAUGGCGCCUGCACGGAGGAGCCCUUGACUGCCUCGCAAUCACCACAUUGUAUUCCAGACUCAUUCACGAAGAUUGACUCUUACACCAUUGGUCAGAACGGCGGCUUGAAGCGACUGUCAACGUGGUCCGGAGCUGUAGGCGGUGACCAAAUGAUCUUUGAUGUAGAUGAGAAUUGCACACCUAUCACAAUGACUACCAUAGGAAGUGGUGGUUCAUUCGUCUCGAGCUUUCUAAUCACUGACGUCAAAAAUGGCCUCCUGAGCAGUUCGGACGCCUUGGAAAUUCCGCAAGCAUGCAAACAUGGCGCAGGCGCAGUAGGAAAAUAGAUGUUCAGGCGAAAAAAACAACGAGCACAAUACCAGCAUAAACAACAUGUAGUCAUAUUGGCAUUUUAAUCAACCUUAACUCCACAUGAUCAAAUGAUAAAUAAAUAUUUUGAAACUA